Molecule: messenger RNA, 934 nt
Organism: Labeo rohita (rohu)
Lineage: Eukaryota; Metazoa; Chordata; Actinopteri; Cypriniformes; Cyprinidae
Product: stonustoxin subunit alpha
Exons: 2
Coding region: 1-600 (199 amino acids)
Molecular function (GO): protein binding
Source: RefSeq, a predicted model, not a curated record
AUGAGAAUCACACUGUUCAUUUCCUGGUUUCCUACAGUCACAUUUACCAACAUUGUUCUGAGGACCAGAAACGACUUCCUACAAUAUUCCCAUCAGCUCACUCUGGAUCUGAACACAGUAAAUAAACAUCUCCAUCUGUCUGAGAGGAAUAGAGUGAUUACUGCCACUGGCACAGUUCAGCCGUAUCCUGAUCAUCCAGACAGAUUUGAUCAGUGGUUUCAGGUGUUGUGUAGAGAGAGAGUGUCUGGACGCUGUCACUGGGAGAUUGAGUGGAGUGGAGAUGUGUGUAUAUCAGUGUCAUAUAAAAGCAUUGACAGAAAAGGAGCAGGUAAGGAGUGUGUGUUUGGACGUAAUGAUGAGUCCUGGAGUUUGAUCUGCACUCCCUCCAGAAAUUCAUUCAUACACAGUAACAUUGACACUGAACUCCCUAAAAUGUCCAUCCAUAGAAUAGGAGUGUAUGUGGAUUAUAAUGCAGGAACUCUGUCCUUCUACAGCGUCUCUGACACAAUGAGCCUCAUCCACACAGUCCAGACCACAUUCACUCAGGUGCUCUAUCCUGGGUUUAGGGUUGGUUCUGGGUCAUCACUAAAACUGUGUUGAUGAAUCAGAUUCUACCCAUAAUACUUUGAGCUGCAUGAUAAAAUGGUAACAGAUGUCUUCUUUUCUGUCCAUUACAUUUUAAUACUACAAAUUAACUUCUGUCACUGCAGUAAUGUCUACAUACAUGUGUGUAAUCCUCAUAUACAGAGUAGACAGUGUGUAUGUCUCCUGUGAGUCAUGGUGACUGAUGACAUGUAACCAUGCAUUUAUCUAUUUGAGAAAAGCCCUAACUUUGCCUUUGUGUUGUGUUGAUGGAAGACUGGCAUAGAUGAUCAAAACAAAUUCACAAAAUCUAAUUCCAGCUGCGAUACAGUUUUGUGAUGGCAUAAAUGAA